GAUAAAGGACAUGAGAUCAUCCUUGACCCGCUCGGAGAUUCUUGAUUUCAUUUAUUCGUCGCAUCCGAAAAUAGCGCUUUAGUGGCCAAAUCGCGCAAUAAACAAACCCAAAUUUUCACGUCUUCGUAAUUCCACUGCAAUCUUCUUCAGACUAUCCACUCGACUGUUUGUCCGCGUGGUUGACAGUUAUUGUUUUCGUAAUGACUAUGAUGAAUGACAGCAGGACAUAAUUCGAGAGCAAAACCCAAGAUACUGGAAAUUCCGCCUUUAGACAAGCGCACAGGCUCGGCUCAUCACACGGUUUGCGUAUCUUUCGCGUCUAAAUUCGCGUGGUAAACACCGUUAGACGCGUAGCCUUUGGACUGCAUAUUAUAAACCGGUCAACAGCCGGUUUAUCAUUAGAUGGACCUCUCCGGGUUGCUGUCUCCUAAGGCGAACGCGUUCUCAAUUGCACAUUUGAUAGACGCUUCACAGUUCCCUGAGUUUAUGAACAUCAACAACCGACAGACACAAUCUCCAAUUAUGUUCAACUGGGGAUCCUUCAAGCUUACGAAAGAUAUGGAAGGUGAGAGAGAAGAUAUUUCAGCACCUCAUAGGUGACUGAUAUUACUUACACCUUGGUUUUUUCGCUUCAUUGUUUUAGAGAGGCUACGUAAUGCAGGAACGGGGAAAAAGGUAGCUUUUCGGCAGAACUCCACAACGAUUAACAGCGACGCGACAAGAACGGCGUCCGAUUUUCGAAGAGUCGACGAACGAUGUUCUUCCUCGUCUACCCCUCCAAGCAGUCCGCUGUCUUGUUCUUUAGCAAACGUGAAAGUAGAAAUAGAGAUGAAGAAUUUAUGGGACGAUUUCUACGCUUUGGGCACAGAGAUGAUUGUCACAAAAGCUGGAAGGUUAGAGAUUAAGUUCUUCCGAUUUUAAUACCUAAUAAAUGGUCUUGGUGAGCAAAAUGUGGCGAGCCUUACAAAUGAAAUGAGACCCUUUCGAAUAGUAGGGAACAUGCGCUCUAAUGGAAACGUUAAACAACGAAACAUAUGUUGGAGAAUCUCCACGCUAAAUGCUGACAAUGAUUGGAGGUUAAAAAAGGCCGAUCAUAAAUUAUUCGCAAAUUGUGCGAAAAUUGUCAGGCGUUAUCUCGGUGGACGAUAUCGUAAGAGGAAAUCACUCAUUACUGGCGUGUAUGCUAGUAAAGCCAAAAAAUAACAUUGCCAUGAAUCCGUUUACUUUCAGUGAAUGAGUCUGUUUAUGCCAUUAGCCGGGGAAAAUGUUUUUGAUUUCCUAAUCAGGGUUAUCACAACAACGAUCCAUUAUGAUUCAUUCUUUUGUGUUGCCAUGUUUUGUUUUCUCUAUGAACAAACGCGAUUUGUAGGCCACGAACGCGUGUGGCCAGCAUUUGAAACAGCAAGCACAUUAUCUGCCAACAUUUUUCCCAACAAAAUUCGAAAUGAAGAGAAAACUCUAUUAUCUCGAGAGGGACAGGAAGUAACAUGAAUGCUAAGCUAAUUAAAGGUCGUAAGAUUACACGAAUAACAGAAGAACAGAAGUUUGAGCUGAUAGAGUGGAAAAGUGCUACGCACUAUUUCAAUGAGGUCCUUGUUAGUUUAGCUUCAAUUUGCUUUAAAUGCCAACGGUAUUAUCUGUUACAUUUGGGUCUUGCAAAGUAAAUCUUGUGUAGACAAUUGUCAUGGAUCGGUUGUAGACUUUUUAGAUUAGCCUCAGGGCUAAUUGUUACUAGAAUUUAUCGUCGAGACCUGCUUGACAAUUAUUUCUCAUUCUCCACAAAUCAGAAGUUUCGAAAACUUUCACACUCCCGUCAAAACUCUAACAAAUUUUCGUGUUAAUAUAGUCUCGCCUUGUUUGGAAAUUCUGUUCUCUUUUUCUGUCCUUUCUGCGGUUUUCAAACGGAAAGACCCCCAAUUUCGGCGUUUUAUUGUCGAAGAAUUAAAGUGGUUAAUUGCCUUCUAAGGAUAUUUAUCCCGUUCUCUUGGCAAACUUUCAGUCACUCAAAUAAACAUAAACCUUUUUUUUAAAAAGUUGUCUCUUAAGCUAUAAUGACUGUUUGUUUGUACAAAAAUUAUUUGCUCAAAAUUUUUGGAAAAGCAAAGGCGACCAAAGUUUACUUAAGUUAUUGUCGAGAAAGAAAGUCAAAUACUUUCGGUUACUCACAAGAAAGUAAUCUAAUAAUGGCCUUGAAUUCGACUCACACAGGGGUUGCCUCUACUCUCCUUUUAGAUUUCCAUUCUUUGAUUAAAAAGGGUGAAAACAUCAUAAGAAUUCAAUUUAACUGGCCGUCUAAGGCCUUCAGUUGCCGGAAAAACAAACGCCUUGUUUGAUAAUAUCACGUUUCAACAAAAAUUACAAGCCCUCAGCUCAAGACCGAGUGCCUAAGAAUUCCUUCUGAGGUCCUUCCCUUCUCAUUAAGGUCAUUAUGAACUACUGCGUGUUCAAGGCACAAUUCUCUCGGCCAUAAAUAAGGCCUGUGAAAGAGCUCGUACAAAUACAGGACCAAAUGGGGGCGAGUUUGGACGUAGGGACCCUUCCUAAGACGGGUUUUUUUUGGAAGAGGAAUCGGUGUUACAUUGUUUCAUCUUUUUUUUCUUUUGCAAUGAAGUUCACUUUGCAUAAAGCUGUUGAUGGAUUGACCUUUAGCUUAGUUGGGAAUUCUACAGAAAUGCGGGAGAAAUCAGCAUCGAAGAAAGUUAACCUUUUGAAUUGAAGUGAUUAGCGUGUAACUUCUCAAAAUAAACUCAAUAUGUUAUCCAGGAAAAAUGUGAUGAAAAUUGACAGAGAUUUUUUUUUUUCUCGUUGUCUGCUUUCUCGUUCUUAAUGAAACAUAGCACACACUAAAACCAAUCUCGAUCGUUAAAGAUUGACUUUGACAAGGGCGUCAUCUUGUCAUAGAUUAACUACUGUACCCUCGCUCGUCAGUUGCCCUGAACAGCACUUUGUUUUCUUUGGAGCAAGUGAGUCAGCAUUUUCAACUAUGAUUACCCUGAGAGUUGUUUUCCGGUGGAGUAUGCCUGAAAAUAGAUGGCAGUUGACCAUGAUUAAUUAAUGUUCUCGUCAGUGUCUCGGUCUUUGUAUUUCAAAGAGGAAAUCCACUGAUUUUGCUCAAACGUUAAAGUAAUCUUAAGCCAAAUCAAGUCCUGAGAUGUGACCUAUUUCAUUUGGUGAUUCGAGAUAUUUGAUUUGCUGACUAACAUUGCUCAUGCAGUUUUCCUAGUUUGGAUUGAAGAUGGAUUCUUUGAGUUAGAAGUGAAGAGGCGAUAAUAUUCAAGAUCUGUUUUUAGAUCCAUCUUUCUGAAGGCGAACAUGACGCCACUUUUGCAAAUUUGGUAAAAAUAUUUAUGUUUGUUUGUUUGUCUGUAGGGGUCAAGAAAAACCAGACAGCUACAUUACUUUGUCAUUACUGAGGAAAUUUAGUGAAAAAUUUUAGACAAUUCUUUAACGUUCGUCUGUCACGUAUUGUCUUUGGGGAAGUUAUAUCUUCCGUUAUGGCUUAUAUCUUAUUUUGCUGUGUAAAGUUGCCGCAGAAUUUUCACAGGUCAAAACACGACUGUAAUAUUCUGUAAGAGAACUUCUGAGAAGAACUUAGAAGUAGCAGCUACCCAAAUGUAGUGUUCGAAAAGUUGGUGCUCGAUUCACGAAAAAGAGGACACCUCGCACCCACUUGGCAACUCCUUCGGACAAAAUUACCGGCUAAGACUACUUAGGUAAAAGCGGAAAUGGUAUUACAAGUUACGAGAAUGUAAAGAAAACAAAAACAAAUUUGAUUAGUACCUCCCUGAGACUUCCCGUGUUUCCACAAAAAGAGUCGUCAUUUUUUGUUUACUUUCCUUACUACAAUGUAACCUCAGAUGCAGAUUACACAAUAAGUGUCGAGGGAGCCAACAGAAAAUAUUGGUUUAGUCAUCGAACACUUUACAUAACAGAAAAGAACCUCCCAAAGCGCCAAGUGGUUGGCCACCUUAGUUGCGGGAUUCCAUCAUACACCGAAAUUAGGUGUAUGACACGAAAUCGAGUCAUCCAAAUCCAAGAUGGAUUCAGUACCUUUUAUUUUUGCAUGAGCGCAUCAACUUGAAACCUCGCAUGUCUUUCUUUCCAGUUUCGUUUCAGUUCUGUCUCAUCUCGAACAACUCAGAAGACAUUCCUUUCGUAGUAUGGGAACUUCAGCAUUAGGUGUCAACAAGAGGGAGAAAUACUCAAACAAUCGUCUCGUGCUCCAGUAAACACCGCCUUUAAAUUAUUACGAAGUUCGACACAGAAAAAGAAAAUAUUAUAGCACAUAAGAUUACGGUUACUCUUGGACAGUUUUCGAACCAAUUGAUUAAGAUUUUGUGGCAUGAAAUUUAAGCGUAGUGAGCCUAACAUAUAGUAGCACUAGGGUCCAUUCACAGCCAACAUCAUUGAGACAGCCUUUCAACUAACUUGGACUACAUAGUAACCUAUGACAGUACUCAGUGUGAAAGUAAGAGUUCCAAGGGCUUCGUCUUCAUAUUGCGUCAUAAGUUUGAACAUGGGAAAACUCAUUUAAGGCUUUCAUUUAAAAAAAAAAAUGACAUGUUUCCUUCAAGACUUUGAUUUGGGAGCCACCCUGUACAGCAAGAUAACCUUUGCGACUGAAUCAAUUCGGACUGAGAACAUGAAACAGCCGAGGUAAUUUAAAACUGCAAACUUAUCAUCCCCUCCCUCUUUCAUAUUUCCUUGCCAGGCGCAUGUUUCCGCCGUUCCAAGUGCGCUUACAAGGUUUGGACCCCACGGCUAAGUAUAUCCUAAUGAUGGACUUCAUACCAGUGGACGAUAAACGCUAUCGGUACGCGUUCCACAGUUCUAAGUGGCUGGUGGCAGGCAAAGCAGACGCCAGUGUACCCGGGAGGGUACACAUUCACCCUGACUCACCCUGUACUGGACAGCAAUGGAUGAAACAAGUCGUUUCGUUCGAUAAACUUAAACUCACUAAUAAUCUGAUGGAUGACAAUGGACAUGUAAGAAGAUAUGAACAUUAUAAGUAUAUGUUUUGCUGACGAAAUUUUGAGGUUUGAAUCAUUGUUUAAGAGAGCUGGUCGCCACAGACGGAAAUACGGCGGAUUCGUAGCUUUGUACUUUUAAUAUCCAUGAUUGCGGCGUUUCUGGAAAGAUAAUUAUAAGAUGAAAUAAUUUCUUGUUCAAAAUUCUGGGUCUAUAUAGUAUCACAUAUCACUUAAGCAGGCGCCUAACACCGACAUUUUUUUAGAGGAAGGUUACAUGAAUGUUCAGGAUGUCUUUUUUAACCAAGAUUUUGUAUGAGAUGCUGGUUGUGUACUAAGCCUACAAUCAUCUUUGGACUCUAAUGUCUCAAAUCAAAGUUUUAUUCUUCGCCACUGAUCAAUUUUGACUUUUGUGUAAGCUGGGAGAGGCAAGAGAUAUAAUUUCUUGGUAUGUUAAUGACUAUGGUAAUCUUGAUAAUAAAACUGAUAAUAGUAAUAAUAAUGAUGACGAAGAUUAUAAAUCAAGAUUAUAAUGUUGAUAGUAAACAUAAUGAUGUAGUUAAUUUUUGAUGAUCAUGCCGAUGGUUGUGAUAGAUGAUAUUCUACAUCUCUCUGUUAUUUCAGAUUAUACUCAACUCUAUGCACAAGUAUCAACCACGUUUUCACGUCGUCCUUGAUAACCAAGAGAAGAGUACCAUGAUCAGCGCCCUGGGAGCGAGCACAGAACACGUUAAAACAUUUCUGUUUCCAGAAACACAAUUCAUGGCUGUGACCGCGUACCAGAAUCAUAUGGUAUGUAGAUUACAAAUUUAUUUCUCUUGAUAACUGAUGAAGAUUCCCUCUUUUUCAUUCCUGAAAUGUUCUAUGGGGACAAGGAGUGGUUUUUAUCCCGUACUAAAUACCGGAAAUGUCAGUGAUCGUCGAAAACUAAUUUCUUUUCUUAAUCGACUUCACACAAACCUUACUGUAAUCUUGAUGUCCGUUCCGAAGUCCAAAACCUACGUGCGUCGACAACAUUGUAAGGUCAAUAAUGACGAUGAUCAUUAAUUGUUAAUGCCUCUCCGCAUAAGAGAUGAAAGGAAACCUCAUGGCACUAUGUGACGUUUUUUCAAUCUGUCAGCAAAACACCGUUCAAGUUACCAACAAACGUGGCUCCACGUAAAUACUGUUGCGCUCCUCUCUUCAUAGGCAUAUGUAAUCUCUUGUUCUUAAUAAUAAUAAUAAUAAUAAUAAUAAUUUAUUACUUAUAUAGCGCAAAAUACAUGUGGAUAUGAUCUAAUGCGCUAAGUGAAACCAUACUUUGACUUUAACUGACUGAUAAAAAAGCGUAGCACUAAUAUAGAAUUAUUCACUGCGGUGAAUCGUUUCUCUAGUGUCUUCUACAACUAUUUUGAGAGCAAAAUGCUUAAACUGACAACAAAAUUGAUACAUAUAUAUUUUUCUACUUCUAAUUUGCAAUCCUUCAACUUUAAUUGUAGCAGGGCCAAAAGAUAAAGUCUUAUGCCACAAGAGGUUUUUGUUGUUACCCUUCGUUAUUCACCCUUAGUGCAUCUGUUCUCUUUUGCCUAUCUUAAAGAGGGAGCAUUUUUUAUGUGCUGGAAGGUUUAAAGCAGCCGAAAUAUUUCGAUUUAAGCGGGAAAUUAGAAUCGACGUUGAGAAAGUGCUGAACAGGUGUUUGGUGCAUAUACAUACUAAUUAUAGUUCGUAUCUGUUUUCUUAACCAGAUAACGCAAUUAAAGAUAGCGAGCAAUCCAUUUGCUAAAGGAUUUCGCGACUGUGAUCCGGACGAUUGGUAUGUUUUAAAAACAAUUGGUUUUUCCCAGCCUUUCUCCCUAGUGGAGAAGGUAGGGAGACACCCCCUAAACACGACGUUACGUUUGUCCUUCGGAGUUGGAGCGUAAUUUAAGUUGUAAAGGUGUACAGUAAAAGAUAAACUGUUCUGUUUAGCUCAAGAGUAUUCCAUAUGUGGUCAAUUCUUCUGCCUUCUUAAUUUACGCCUUACACAGAUAAAGACACGACACGGAAUCGCCAUUUUUUCUCCCUUCUGUGUUUGCCUCUAGCCCUUUCAUGUGGCAUUAGUAAAUCUCUUUCUUUAGGUGAAUGUAAAAAUGACUCAAGAGCAUUAUCGAAUAAUUCUGUUCAUUUGUAAGGAAUUACUUCUUGAGAAUUUCUUCAGGUUUAUGGAGUCAACCCCACCAGCGCCAUAAGCGAAGUUUGCCGCUUUUAUCUUCGGGCGCUCUUUUUGGACAGCUGAACGAUUGGGCACUGAGACGCAAAUUUCAUCUUCUCUCUGCAGUGUAGUGGAAGUCAUAAAACAAAUAGAGCCAGGAUCAGUAAUGCCUACAGCGAAGCCUCGACUUCAAAGUGAAGUGUACCCUCCGAAGUCAUGUAAUUCUAACCGAGAAGAGGGCAACAGUGUAACAGGUUAUUGGUCAUCUUUCUGUAUGUUUUUAACUGCUCUAUGGGCUGAUGGUAAAGUUAUCUGUGUUUUGUUGAGAUUUUAACCAUGCUGUCUAUUAAAAUAUAUUCAAUUUCAUUUUUCCAAAAUUAUUUUCUCAGUUAUGUUGCCAGUUUUUAAACUUAUGAAGGUCAUAAAAUUUACUGAACUUUAAACACAACCCAAGCAUCCAUUCUCUUCAAUUACCUUAUCUUAGGAAUGGACUGUCAUCUAAAUAGAAUAAGGAAGAUGGUUUUGUUAAAUUCUACCCGCGUUUUCAAUCCUUAACUUUAAGAACUUCAAUUUGAAACUGAACUAUUAGUAAAAAUGACAAACAAACCAAAAAAAACUUGGUAACUACCGGGAUGGCUUUAAGUUGUCAAAACGGAAUUCGAUUUUACAUGAUGUAAAAGUAAAAGACGUUUCACAAUUUAUUGUCUCCUUUUAAAUGGCGCUCUCACUCCACAGAACCCCAAAUUUUGAAAGAUGAAAGGAUAAAAGACUUUCUUAGUGGCCGAGAUGAAUCAUUUUUCUUUCUUUUCAUUCCAGGGACAAUAUCAAAUGUGACCACACCUCUGGUUCCCAUGAACCGUGUUCUUCCCUCUCUCACAGUCCCCUCCAUUACGGUCCCGGCUUGCACACCCAUCAUGAGUCCAACUAUUACGUCACCGCUAUUCCAUCCACACUCUACCUCCCCUGGAGCAACUACGGCUGUGUACCGAGGCUUCCCGUCUUUACGUGAUCACCGUAGUAUGCCUUAUCCCACACAGUAUCUUAGGUACAAUUCAGGACAGCAAAAUGAUGUACCUGGAUAUCAAUCGCCACCAGGAACCAUUUCCAGUCAAUGAUAAAACGCUGACCAAAUGAGGACUCACACGAAUUUUUUAUAACUGAAAAAGCAGUCUAUGGACAGCCUUGGGGGCAAGUUUACUUACACUGCUUGGAACUCCACUGACCUCUGGGAGGUAUAAGAAUGCCGGCUUAGAACUCGCAUCGUCCGAAUAUUACUUAAGAGGCAAAAACAGAGUUCGUUUCUUUGUCUUGACGAAAAAAUUUAAAAGAAAAUUCCUGAAUAAAAAUAUUUUUCUUCCAUUUAACAGAAUGAAAAUAAUUAUUUAAGUACAUUUUUUUAAAUCAGAUUUUUUCAUACAUUGUAUGAAACUUAAAAUUUAUGUCAAGAUUAUUUCAUUCAAUAAUUCUCCAUUUUGACCCAGUCUUCUUUGUAUUCGUUUUGUUCAUGUGAAGUCCUUAGUACGUACAACGAAAGUUUUGCCUCUGGUUGCUCACUUGAGUUUCAUCUGUCAAUGUUACAAUGAAAAGGGCAACUCGAUGCCUCCAUUUAAUACGUUCACGAACUAAGUUCCAGCCCAAAUGAACGAUAAUCAUAAAACACAUGAAAAAAAAGAGAACACACUUUUCGCUUGUUUGCUCAGGGUCUUUACCAAAAGGAAGUUUUCGGAGUUUUAAUCCAAACCAAAAACGGAGCUUUUCGAUAACUCCCUCUUGAAGGGAGACAACGGCGACAUACUGUGGACUUGGGAAACUGUGGUCUUUCGAAAACUUUGUUGUCAAACGGUCACGAGAUCUGUCACUGUCACCUUGAUUCAUUACUGUUUUAAAACUAUUAUGGACCGAACACUUUUAAAUGUUAGCUGUUUAAUCUUAAUUAAAAAAUUAGCCAGAUGAGUGCG
This is a messenger RNA of Pocillopora meandrina, 9095 nucleotides long. The record is from the annotation of a GenBank genome assembly. Lineage: Eukaryota; Metazoa; Cnidaria; Anthozoa; Scleractinia; Pocilloporidae.